Messenger RNA from Benincasa hispida (wax gourd), 1371 nucleotides. RefSeq names its product integral membrane hemolysin-III-like protein. NCBI's taxonomy places the organism in Eukaryota, Viridiplantae, Streptophyta, Magnoliopsida, Cucurbitales, Cucurbitaceae. Gene Ontology annotation, cellular component: DRM complex. The record is from RefSeq and is a predicted model, not a curated record. Gene Ontology annotation, biological process: regulation of DNA-templated transcription.
AUCUGCUCAGAAUUGGCAGCACGUUGAAUAUUUUGCGUCCAAUUUCGAUUCUUACGAGCAGAUAUAAAUGUAUUUUCAUGGUAAUUUGAUGGACCGAGCAGUGAAGAAACUGUAUGAUCCUUGACCAACUGAACGUUUCGAUUCCACAUGGCUCUCCUUUCUCCAUCGGAGCGCUUCCAAUGAGCUAAGAUGGUUCAGAAAUCCAUAGACUCCAAAUUCAGUGAAUAUGGACAUGGAAAUUCUGGGAAGGACGUGUCUUCUCAGGAAAAGCAACUGCAGAUUUCUGCAAAGAAGACGGCAUUAAGGGACUUGCAAAAUGAUAAUAGGAUCACAGCUUCCAAUUGUCCUGGAAGCUCUCCUCUUUUGAAGGAAAGAGGUACCAGUAGUGACAUCAUUAAAGUUUCUGGUAACAAGAGAGCCUCACCAGUCUGCCCUGCAAGUCCAUCUCAUCUCCAUUCUUCACCUUCUAAUGCUGCAAAUGGGCAUCUUGUUUACGUCCGUAGAAAAUCUGAUGCGGAUAUAGGGAAGAAUAGUCCUUGUGGUAAUACAAGCACAAAAGCUGAUUAUCCAAAUCUACACAAACUUGGUCAACUAGCUGAAACUGCACAUCUCAAAUCCCAGGUUAAGGAGCUGCAGAAUCAUUGCUUUCAAGCAUUUGCUCCUUUUCCAAUGGUGUCUCCCAUGAAUGCACCUGGAAAACCUUCAGUUCCUCAUCACGUUGGAAAGUGUGGCACUAAUUUAGCCACAGCAGAAUCAAACUUCCGUUCUGCCCCUUCUACUGCCCCUUCGGUAGGCAUCCCAACAGGAUGGAAAAAUUUGCAGUGGGAAGACAGAUAUCAUCAGUUGCAGUUGUUAUUGAAUAAAUUGGACCAAUCAGAUCAACAAGAUUAUCUUCAGGUGCUCCGAUCGCUGUCAUCAGUUGAACUUAGCAGACAUGCAGUUGAAUUGGAAAAGAGAUCCAUUCAGCUCUCGCUUGAGGAAGCAAAAGAGCUGCAGCGAGUUGGGGUUUUGAAUGUGCUGGGAAAUCCUGUAAAGAAUAUCAAAGCGCCGUUAACUCAUCAAGACGGUUCAGAGACAUAAGAGUAUAUGCGUAACAUAUUUUUACUUUUCACCCUGUUGUUCUUCACGUCGGUUGGACGAAGAUGCCGUGCUGGGCUGUGGUUGCAUCGAGUUUGUUCUAAACUAGGAAUUCUCAGCUGCCACCAACCGGAUGCUUGCUGGUUUCUUGUAAUAUUCUGCCUACUUAUUUUCUCUAACAAUAUUUCUCAUUUGUUUUGCAAAGGUUGUAAGAAAAGAUUGCAAACGUCUUCACUGUUAACAGGAAAAAGAAUGGAAACAAAAUCCCCACUGGUUUCAUCCUUGUACUGAAAA